Molecule: messenger RNA, 2875 nt
Organism: Callorhinchus milii (elephant shark)
Lineage: Eukaryota; Metazoa; Chordata; Chondrichthyes; Chimaeriformes; Callorhinchidae
Gene: cfap97
Product: cilia and flagella associated protein 97
Exons: 4
Coding region: 667-2322 (551 amino acids)
Biological process (GO): spermatogenesis
Source: RefSeq, a predicted model, not a curated record
GUGAGAGAGAGACUGAGACUGUGUGUGAGAGUGAGAGACGCUGAGGAGAUGAGAGAUUCAAUGUGUGAAAGAUACCAUUAGUGAGAGAGAUUGGGGCAGAGAGAGAAAGUCUGACAGAGAGAAAAUGAUCUAUUGAGUGAGAGAGCAAGAGAGAGGCUUUUGAGAGACAGAGAAAAUCUUUUGAGUGUGUGCACACUUAAGAGUGAUAGUCUGAGAUUAUGAGAGCCGGAGAAAGAGAGAGAAACUGAGCCAUCGAGCGAGAGAGUGGCGAGAGACUGAGAAGUAGUGUCUGAGAGAUUGAGGUGUGUGUGCAUGUGAGAGAGUGGCGCAAUCUGAGCUGUUGUCUGAGAGACUGAGAUAGAGGCAGUGAGAGGGAGAGGAUAAAAUAGUAUAUGUAAGAGACACAGACUUGGGACAGUGUGUAUAUAUAUAUAUGCGUGUUGUGUGUCAGAGGGAAAGAGAGAGAGUCUGAGCUUGUAUGUAUUGGAGAGACUGAAUUUGUGUGUAUGUGAGAAAGAGAAAUCAAGCUGUGAAUUGAAGAGAAAGAGAGACACAAACUACACUCAGACUGGGAAGGAGAGAUCAGCGACCACUUGUGAGUGUAAACGCGGUCAGUGAGAGACAUAGUGAAGGGAGUGACCAACUUCUGUAACAUCUGGGAUCGAUAUGACGGAUGGUGAGGCCCUAGAUGGAGAAGUGGAUCAUUCCUUCUUCGACAGUGACAGUGAGCAAAAUGUGGGAGAUGGGCAGAGAACCCCAGGCAGCGCAUGGCCCAUCAUAGAGUCUAAUCCCAUGCAAGGACAAUCGUCAUCACAUACAAGUCCUGAACCAGUGCCGUCUUCAUCUGCAGAUGGGAGCAGCAAAGAGGAUCUGAGGACCAGUGCUGAGAAAAAAUGCAAGCACAAGUUAGGCAAAAGCGUUUCUUUCAACAACAGGGGACCCGAUACAGAAAUGUUAAAGAAAGGAAAAGAGGGUCGGAGAUGGUCAGGAAGUGGUUCUUCAUCCCGAUCAACCUCUUCUUCCUCCUCAACCUGCUCCUCCUCAUCAUCGCCCUCUUCUGUGUCAAGCAAAAGCAGCAGUAGCCUCCCAGGUAAAACUGUUUUACCCCACAUUACAAUACAAGCUGCAAUCCAAUCAGCAUCUUCCGGAAAUUCAGAAAGUGAAGGAGAAAGUACUGAGGAAGAGAAGAAGGUUGAAGAGAGAUCCAAAUCUUCUAAAUUCGAUCACUAUGCCAAGAAGGGUGCGACUCGGAACCAACACCAUCGCUGCAAGUUUGAUUUAGAUCAAAAUGUAGAUCAGAGUUCAGGUUCUGACUCUGACAUUAGCAAAGGCACCGUGUAUCAUUCUUUGCUGGAGGAGAAACCAUCUUCAAGAUUUUCAACAUCCAAGCAGAGACCAAAAUCCGCUUUGAAGUUGAGUAAAGAGAAACAUAUAAAAUACCUUAACAAUGAGGGUGCAGAUCAAGAAGAUGAAGAUGCAAUAACUGACGUGACCCCUCUCUCCACCCCAGAUUUCAGUCCCAUUCAGUCUGUUGACUUCUCUGAGAAUAAAGGAAGCAGAAAGCAGGAGAAUGUCGGCCAGGAAAUAUAUGAUUUGGCCAAAUCAAGCCCUGGCUCAGAAAAGAGCCAAAGACCAGGAAAGUUAAGCAGAUUCCAGAGAGGAGAAGCUGCUUCUUGCCAUUCCGAGAGCAGUACCGUUUCCUCCGCCAGAUCAAAAUCAGCACAACCUGUUUCCUUUACACAAAGACACAGCAAGAAGACUCUCACCGAUGCCACAGAUCUCAACCAGCUCCUCAAAGCUUUUAUGCACUUGGAAAAGGAGGAGCUCCAGAAAAUAGUUACUGACUCUCCAGCGCAUGAGGGCAAGAAAAACUACUCCUUCACCAAUGAAGAGAUCAGAUGUAUUGAUCGUGAAAAUCAUAGAUUGCUACAGGAGCUGACUCGAAAAGCCUCCAAAUCAAAAAGUAACAUUUCAAAGAAAAGUUCAAUUGCACCGAUCCGAGUAUACCACAGCACUCUAAACAGACAUAGGGAGCAAGAGAGGAUAGAGAAAGAAAACUUGGCUUUACUGAAGAGAUUGGAGAUGGUGAAGCCAACUGUUGGGCUGAAGCGCUCUGAACAGCUGAAGGAUUACUACCGGCAUACAGCAUUCAUGGAGUCUUGUUCAUUGUCUUUCUCACAGCGAGGCCAGGUCUCGGGACGUGCGAGCACAUCAAGAGGAAGUUCGAGAACAUCCAGCCGUAAGAACUUUCAAGCAAUGUCUAAUUCACAUGCAGCAGUUUCAGCUAAGUCUCCUAAGUCUGGCUUGGCAAACCAGUCAUAAAUGUUCACAUGUGUUCAACUUGUUCCCAUUGUCCAUGUUCGUUGUUUUCUGCAGCUGUAUAUUCUUGAAUGAAUAAACCAUGUUAAAUUGUAUUUUAUUUUAAAAUCUAUCAUUCCAUUCUUACAACAUUUGAAUCUCAAAUUGAGAUAUUUUGUAGGUGUUGUAAUGUAAUGUUAUAUUAGUUAUUUUUGUGUGGUAAUUGACUGCUGAUUCAUCAAUUCAAAAUUUUGUAUUCAAACAUUUUGAUUUAUAACUUGGUCAAUUCUUUAUAACUGAGCAUAUCUUAAUAACUUAUCUACCAUUAUUUUUAAUAAAGAAAAUAUUCUUUUUAAUCUAAGAACCCCAGGCCUUAACACACCAUUUUUACUCUUAGUUAGAAUAUUUUUAGUCUAUCCAUCUUUUAAUUAGUAAUGUUGAUCUGCUGUUUUAAAUUAUUUUCAAUUUAACUUUUAAGGCUCUGAAAGUUCUUUUUUCCUGUUGAAUGCCAUUUGUUUUUUUUCUUACAUUUUCUAACUGUGAAUCUAAAUGUUGAUUAAAUUGAGAUUUGACCUUG